Molecule: messenger RNA, 891 nt
Organism: Cyphellophora attinorum
Lineage: Eukaryota; Fungi; Ascomycota; Eurotiomycetes; Chaetothyriales; Cyphellophoraceae
Product: Ribosome-recycling factor, mitochondrial
Exons: 1
Coding region: 1-891 (296 amino acids)
Biological process (GO): translation
Cellular component (GO): mitochondrion
Molecular function (GO): ribosomal large subunit binding
Source: RefSeq, a predicted model, not a curated record
AUGCAGCCACUACGACCAGCCGCCGUCCGGGCUACUGUGCGGAUCGCAUCUGCUCCGCCACCACGAAGCUCUCGCCCUUUCAUCUGCCACAGCUGCCGCAAAAGCUCGAUAACCUCCACAGCCUCCCGCACCUUCACCACCACCCCUUCCCUGACAAAAAAGUCCUCCUCCAACCCCAAAUCCGCGCGCAAGACGCCCAAAGUCGACUCACCAGCCGUCGACACACACAUCCCCAACAACGCAGCCACCCGCAACAAGGAUGCCGCCAUCGACCCGCACGACCUCAGCGAGCUCGAAACCGGCAUAGCCAAAGCGCUCGACCGGCUCCGAGCCGCGUUGGUCAAGACGAAAGAUGCGGGGCGUGUCACGCCCGAGAACCUGGAGGCUCUUCCUGUGGAGCUCGCUGAGAAGGAAGUUUCCGCAUCAGGGAAGGAGAAGACGGUCCACCAGAAACAAAGUGUAAGGUUAGGGGAUAUUGCGAGUGUAGCGCCGAAGGGCGGACGGACGUUGCAGGUUUUCGCGAGCGAUGAGGCACACCUCAAGUCGUUACUAAGCGCGAUUUCUGCGUCGACGUAUAGCCUCACGCCUCAACCUCCGAGAGCAGACGCGGCAAAUCCGCUGUGUAUAACGGUCCCGAUACCGCCGGUGACGACGGAGACACGGCAGCAAGCAGCCUCGGAAUGCAAGAAGUGUCUUGAGAAGGCGACGGGCGAAAUACGAUUGGCACGUGGUGAGGCACAGAAGCGGUUCCGGCGGAUGGAGAUUGAGAAGUUGGUUGGGCCGGACGACAUCAGGAAGGCGCAGAAGUCGAUGGAGGAGGUGGUGCGCAAGGCGAACGCGGAUGCGAAGGACGUGGUGGAUCGGGCGGCUGCGGCUGCUCUGAAGGGGUAG